UUUCUUGCGGCCCCCGUUGUGCUGCUGCACGCGACGGGCUGGGUUGACCGUGAAGCCCACGUAGACGCGGCCCGGGUGCCGAGGGUUCAGGCAGUAGAGGAGGGGCGGAAGUAGAUGCGCCGGCGGAAGUGGCGUCAGUAAGGGCGGAAGCGUGCAGCGCGGGCCCGAGCUCGGGGUCCCGUCCCCGCUGGGCUGCCGCCCUCGUUGGGCUGCUACGAUGGACCUCAGCGCCGACUACCUCCGGGAGAAGCUGCAGCGGGACCUGGAGGCCGACCACGUGGAAGUCGAGGACACGACUCGCAACCGUUGUGCGGCCAGCUUCCGAGUGCUCGUGGUGUCGUCCAAAUUCGAGGGAAAGCCUCUGCUUCAGAGACACCGGCUCGUUAAUAACUGCCUCUCGGAAGAGCUCCAGCAUAUCCAUGCUUUUGAGCAGAAAACCCUCACCCCAGAGCAGUGGGCCCAUGAGAAGCAGAAAUAAGCGACUAGGACCUGCAGCCCCUGGACUUGUGGGAUCUGGCCCUGCUUCUGCGCAGUGUUGGGGGAACAUGGGCCCGAGGGCCUGGCUGCUCCCUGCCCCCGCACUGUAGAGUGUUUCACAGUCUGCAAGCUCCAGCUCACAGAAAGACCUGUGUGUCCCACGCUGCGAUGGGACUGGUCUGGGCCAGGCCCCCGCCUCCAGGGGGCGAGCUCCUGGUACUCUCCUGAGUGUCAUCUCCUGUGGCACUUCAUGUCUGCCCACACCACCACUCCAGCACCUCCUUGAUGGCCCCCACAACAA
Molecule: messenger RNA, 778 nt
Organism: Sorex fumeus (smoky shrew)
Lineage: Eukaryota; Metazoa; Chordata; Mammalia; Eulipotyphla; Soricidae
Gene: BOLA2B
Product: bolA family member 2B
Exons: 4
Coding region: 218-478 (86 amino acids)
Biological process (GO): intracellular iron ion homeostasis
Cellular component (GO): nucleus; cytosol
Molecular function (GO): 2 iron, 2 sulfur cluster binding
Source: RefSeq, a predicted model, not a curated record